AUGAACUUGAUCACCCUUGAGUUGGAUGAAUUCCGAGAUCGUCGCAAGAACAUGAUGCAGGGAUUUUUCGUGGAGGAACGUGAGCACAUGCGAGGCUUCUACGAUUGGAUCUCGCCAGAGAACGAGUAUCACAAUGCAACGAUCAAUCGGGUGAUUUGUUCUAAGAUGCUGGAUCGAGCGCCUCGUUCAUUCGAAGAGUUGAACACCGUGGACACGCCAGUUGUUGAAGCAAUC
This is a messenger RNA of Mesorhabditis belari, 234 nucleotides long. Lineage: Eukaryota; Metazoa; Nematoda; Chromadorea; Rhabditida; Rhabditidae. The record is from the annotation of a GenBank genome assembly.